UGAACCAUAGUGUAAUCGUUGAAAAGAGUUCUUUAUAUUUGCUGGUGAAUUUUCACCAAAAUUGCUGUUUUUCUAGACAUAGUGACUGCAUGUUUCCAACCUGUGAGCUCACAACAAGCAUUAUCUCACUGUGGUCUGUUGACUCUGGGAUAAAGCGCUGUCUUUGAAAAGCCUCUGUCAGUGUUUGAGAGCAGAAUGGCUGACCCUGACACGUCAUGACAGUGUCCCCAUUUUGUGGCACAAAUCACAGUCACAAGGGCACAACAACACAUCGCAUUGCGUUUCCCUUGGAAUCUAGGGAAACGUGUUUUGAAGAGCUGUUUAAUUUCUUGCUAUGAGUCUUUCCACGGGGCAUCAGGCCUACGGUUCAGAGUGAAAAAGAUUUAGCCCAUGGAGAUGUUAUUUGGAAGGUUUUCUGGAUGCGGUCGAGAUGUCUCUGCAGUGUUCACAUGAAGCUAUGCCAAAUUGUAAAAAUCUAAAAUGAUAUUGAGGUUUGCUGCCAGAUAAAUAACUUGACCAGUGACAUGUGUAAUCCAUGUAGAAAGAAGAAACUCAUCAAAAUAAUUACUGCAAGCAGUAUACUAGCUCUUCUCCAACCCACAUAACAACACCUUCUGUGCAGUUUAUACUUACCCCACAUACAUCAACUUAACCAUGCAGCUGAUUGUUGUGAAUCUCCUCAAGACAUUGUAAUUCAGCUGUAGCCUACCCUGUAACAAAUUAGAGGGUGCAGCUCUGCUUUUCUCUCUUUUUGUCUCUAUUCCUGGAGCAGAGGGAAGACAGUUCGUACCAGCUCUGUGGUUUGGUUAAUCCCUGACAAACUGUGCUCUCCGCAGCUGCAGGGUUGUGUUGUGAGAAAAAGAGGAAGGCUUCAGUUUCGAGGAUGGGACUGUGAACACUGCUGGUUAUUUCAUGUUCGCAGAGAGUGUGUGAGUCUGCAGGCUUUGGCCUUGAUGCGACCGAAUCUUCAGUGAGGGUUCUCAGGUGUUGCUGAACAGUCAGCCCAAGUGUUCAUUCAGCAGAAGUGCUCCGAAGGAAGGUGUAUUUUCCUCAUUUUAAAAGAGAGUGAUUUCUUAUUAUCAACAAGUGGACUGUUUAUCCAGCACCUGCUGAGUCAGUACAUGUUAUUCUCUUUACCAUGCAGAGUCCACUGGUAUGGAGUGGAAACACACACAACACCUUGCUAAGCUUUUGUUACAUAAUCAUCACUCACGCAAGAAUCAAUGAGUUAUAGAAUUUGAUGUAAAACUGAGAUUUCUUUUUUCUUCAUUAAUGCUUUUGGGUAUCACCUGUUGAUCAUUCAAAGAAGGGAUACAGCCUAAAUGACUCUCCUCCUUUCCCUGCUAUGUAGAAUGUGUAGUUUAAUAUAUGAAAUAGUGUUUGUUUAGGUGCAUUUUGUUAUGUGCUCGAUAUACAUACAAAUAAAUAUUGAUACUGGGUAUAAAAGAGCUGUUCUGGCUUUUACUGAGUGCCGUUAUCCAGAAAACUCUGCUAUCCUGCUUCAACAGACAGGGAUUUAUGAUCAGGAUUUGACCUAAGGGUCACAGUAUCACUAUAUAUUAGUAUGUUUACAACAUACAGAGAAGACAGAUAGUCAGACACACUGCUUUGAUUUGAAAAGUCAACAAAUAGUGGAAGAGAGGGCUCCGAGAAACACAUGUGGUAUAAUAUGCUUGGAGCUCACUGAGCUUUGACAGAGAUGUGCAGACUAAAUGUGAUCAUUUGAAACCACAGCUAGUGGAAAGCCUUGAACACUGCACAUGUUGACUUUUUUGUGUCAGUAUCUCUUUGCUGUACUAAUGGCUCUGUUUUCAAAGGUCACUCUUCUGUAAUGGCUGUGUGUUGCGCUAAUUAGGUCAGAAUGAUAACCAGAGACAGAGAAGGCACAAAAUUACUGCUAGUGUCAUUGGCAAGCUGCCUUGUCGCUCUGUUGGGAGAACAAAACACAGUAGCACAGAGCAUGCCUUUCUGUUUAUUUCCAAGCAUUCAUCUAACAGUAACAUUAUUACUUUCUUCUCUCCGCAGGCCUCCAAUCCAGAUGCUUGGUUGAGCAGCCCAGCCCCUCUGAACAUGAACCACUAUUCCAAUAAGAAGAGUGCAGCUGAGAGCAUGCUGGAUGUGGCUCUACUGAUGGCCAACGCUUCUCAGCUAAAGGCUGUGCUGGAGCAGGGGCCAAACCUCUCCUUUUACACCCCCCUCAUCACCCUGAUCAGCAUCUCCCUCUGUCUGCAGGUCACAGUCGGGGUCCUACUCAUCUUCAUAGUUCGAUGGAACCUAAAUGAUGAGCAAAAGCAUCAGAGGCUGAACAUUAUGGAAAGCUUAGCCACAGGCCUGGUUUUUUUGAUAGUGGUAGUCAACAUCUUCAUCACAGCCUUUGGAGUCCACAGGCCGAACCGCGGCGACUAACCAAGAACACAGACAGCGAAUGACACACUGCAGUUGGCCCUUGUCCCUGGCGGUGGCAGCAGCGUACCAGAUGGGGAUGGAGGAAGUGAGGAUGGACUCAAUGAUGGCGGUGUAGAAGUGCACCAUCAUUGUCUUUGGCAGGCUGAACUUCUUCAACUACCGCAGGAAGUACAUCCUCUUUAGAAAAAUCUAAAUCAUAUCAAUAUUUAAUGGGACCACCCUUUAUCUUAAAAACAGCUGCAAUUCUUCUUAAGGUACACUUGCACAAAGUCGGGGAUUUUGUUGGCAUAUCGCCAGGUGCUAAUGAUCACCAAUUCAAUAUGUAGGUUGAAACACAAUCAUUAACUGAGACAGAAACAGUGUAGGGGGAAUACAACUGGGUUAGGAACAGCCAAACUCAGCUAACAAGGUGAGGUUGCUGAAGACAGUUUACUGUCAAAAGUCAUACACCGUGCCAAGACUGAGCACAGUAACAAGACACAAGGUAGUCAUACUGCAUCAGCAAGGUCUUGACCAGACAGGAAUUUCAAGGCAGACUGUGGUGUCGAGAUAGCUCUUUUGAAGAAGCACAACGAAACGUGCAACGUUGAGAACCGUAGACACCAUCACUGGGUUGCACCAACUAUGUGUAAGUUCAAACUUAGCCUAGUUUGAACGUAAUUUCUAACUUAAGUCGGAGUUUACGUGCUACUAACAUUUUAAGGGUUGCACCAGCUGAAAUACGUCCAACGUAGACAUAAUUAAUAGGUGUAAAGUCCUCCAUAAAAUAGUCAAGUGGUUGUCAUGGCGCAUCGUUUUGAAAGGGGGGGUGACUGGGAUCAGGAGGAGCAAAUUAACUUACAGGAUUUUUGUCCGCGUUUCAACCGUUUAAUCAUGUCUGAUGUGGAGUGAUUGAUUGACUAGCCACUCAUAGUAAACCUUCUCGCCUAGCCAACUCCAAAAUCACCAUAGAAAAGUGUGGGGGGUGGGGAUUUUGAAAUAUGAGGGGCAUAAUGGCUCCUACGCGUAUAUAAGUUAUAAUGUUACAAUUUCAUCUGCCCGUUAUACUUUACCGGCCAUGGCAUGUGUAAACGUCAUUUUCUGCGACACUGUUUUGAUGAGUAUGGACUUUACGCCAGAGUAGCUAAGAUGCACUUUACGUCUCGGUGGUGCAACCAAACAUCAAUACAGCUUAAGUCUCAAACUAACUAGUUUCAACGUAUUGUUUAGCGUGGACUUUGCACCCUAACUUAAGGUAGAACUUACGUAUCGCUGGUGCAACAGGCUCCUGAUCUCAACAUCAUGGAGUUUGUCUGGGGUUAGAUGAAGAGAGAGAAGCAACUGAAGCUACCUAAAUCCAUAGGAAAAUGUGGGCAGUUCCCCAAGAUGUUUGAGCCGAUGUGCAAGUGUACCUAGACGAAUUGAUGCUGUUAUGAAGACAAAGGGUGGUCACAUUGAUUUGAUUUUCUUCUUUUCACCUUAACUUUGUAUUUUGUUAAUUUAUAAAUAUAAAUAAACAUGUAUGUUUUAAAAAACAUUCUCACUUUUUUUUCUUUUUUUCCAUACAUGCCUAAAACCUUUACAGAGUACUGUGAAGUUUAAUAUCUGAGGAUGCUGAUGUUCAUCGAGGAGUUUUAGGUCACGUGAAGCAAGACUAUAAAUAGCUCUCUCGUGGGACUGUGGAUGCCAGAAUUCAAACUGGACAAUCAAACCUGGUGACACUUUCAACCCCUUUUAGCGCCCCCACCCCCCUCUCUCUCUGACUCCUCUCUCAUCUGUUG
This is a messenger RNA of Micropterus salmoides (largemouth bass), 4166 nucleotides long. RefSeq names its product ninjurin-1-like. Gene Ontology annotation, biological process: cell adhesion; tissue regeneration. Gene Ontology annotation, cellular component: membrane. Lineage: Eukaryota; Metazoa; Chordata; Actinopteri; Centrarchiformes; Centrarchidae. The transcript is spliced from 3 exons. Bases 2071 to 2406 code for a protein of 111 amino acids. The record is from RefSeq and is a predicted model, not a curated record.